ACUACGCUGAUCGCCGUGUAAUUUCAGUUGCAUUAAGCUUUUCUUAGAAUAGGGAAGUCUGUCUGGCUGCGGUUAUGGCGUCAUGCUGGAAAAUACUUUUGUUAUUAAGUUUGUUCAAAACGCAGCAGUGCGUGUCAUCACACCCAUUCGUGGCGUUCAGUGAAGAGUCGGAGAUGAGCACUGUUAAGCCGCUGCAAGUGAAUAUUAGUUCAAAUGAGAGCGCGCCUAAGCAGACUGCGAAAUUUCCCAUUGAACGGGAACACUGGGCUAUUGUUUGUUCUGUCAUUGCAUUGUGCUUCGCGCUCAUAACGAUAUUUAAAUAUAUGUGUUGUCCAUAUGUGCGUUGUUGCGGGUGUAAAGAAGUGGAAUUGCAGCGCACGAGGGAUUUGCAAAAUCGAGAAUUGAAGCCGCAGUAUUCUUGGGAAGCAACUAAUCACAUAUAGAAAUGGAUCACGAUUUUAAUAAUUGUUUGAAAAAUAAACAAUGGAAAAAUAUGCUGUAGAAAAUAACAAAAAUUAACUGAAAUGUUUAUUUCAUGCAAAUUGUACAAAAAAUUGAAAACAAAUUAUAACUCAUAGCUGAACCCUAAGUGAAAUAGUACGAGAAGACUAAAGAAAUUGUAAAGGAAGUUUGAAAAAAUAUAUUCGUAGACCGACUACUAUACCUACAGUAGCUAUAUAAUAUUGUUGACGUAGUCUUUAGCACCUGGAGUUAGCUAUAUAUUAUAUAUGAAGAAAGAUGUCUGAAAUACACGAAAUACAACAAAAACGAUCAUCUUAGAUUUUCCGAGUUAAAUGUUGAUUUUAUGUAUGCAUAAGUACAUAUACCAUACAUACACUCGUACGUACUUUUAAGCAAUUUGCAUAAUAUUUAAAACUUUCUUUUUCAUAUGGAAUAAAACACCCAAGACCGUCAGCAAUACAAUUCAAAAAUCAA
Molecule: messenger RNA, 936 nt
Organism: Anastrepha obliqua
Lineage: Eukaryota; Metazoa; Arthropoda; Insecta; Diptera; Tephritidae
Exons: 2
Coding region: 75-443 (122 amino acids)
Source: RefSeq, a predicted model, not a curated record